UUCCGACUGUCCUCAAACGGAGCUUGGAGCGACUCCGGAGCGGAGCCUGAUCCGGGGAAAGAGCCUCUAGUCCCGCCUGAGGUCGGCGGAGCCCCGCUGUGCGGAGAACCGGGGAGGAGGAGACCCCCGUGAGUUCCUACAUCUGUAACAGAACCAGGCUGAUCAAGAACAACUGGAGGACGACGACAAUGUAUGAAAAUGUGCCAACAGCGUCCUCCGCGGAGCGGCAGCAGGUCCUGGGAGCUCUGGAGCGUCUGCAGGCCAAACUGGUGCAGAGUGAGGAGUGGAGCCAGAGCGACGUCCUGGGGAACCUGCAGGAGACGCUGCAGAGCCCGCUGUUCAACCACAUCCUGACCCUGCAGCACUCCAUCAGGCAGCUGCGACACCAGUUGAGCAGCAUGCCUCCUGACACCUGCAGAGACUUCAGUUUCUCCAAAAAGGGUCAGCUGAUCAUGAGCACCGUUGAUCCCGCCGGCAUCUCAACCCCAACCACCCUCUCCACAUCCUCCUCCAUCCGGACCAAUAACUCGUCAGCACCAGUUCAUCAGACUCCGCCCUCACCCGACGUCCUACAGAAGUGGAUUCGCCAUGAAGCGAAGGGCCGCCAGAUGGAGCGGGUCAGCUUGACCCGGCCCCUCUCUGGUGGGUUGGGCUUCAGCGUGGUCGGUCUGAAUCCCAUGGGAACCAGCAGCCAGGGCGUCUUCGUCAAAAACAUCCAGCCCGGAGGAGUUGCUCACAGGGACGGGCGACUCCAGGAGCGGGACCAGAUCCUGGUGGUCAACGGCAGUCCAUUGGAGCCGGGCAUCAGCCACCAGGAGGCGCUGAAGCUCCUGCAGCAGCCCGGGGAGAGGGUGGAGCUUGUAGUUGCCCGGGACCGCCCCCUUGACGCAGCGCCGCCGUUCUCCACGCCCAUCAGCAUGGACCAGUGGGGUCACGUGGAGGAGAUCGAGCUGGUCAACGAUGGAUCUGGUCUGGGCUUCGGCAUCGUGGGCGGGAAGACGACCGGCGUGGUGGUCCGGACGGUCAUCUCUGGCAGCGUAGCUGACAGGGACGGGCGUCUCCGGAAGGGCGACCACAUCCUGCGCAUCGGGGCGACGCCCACCAGCGGCCUCAGCAGCGACCAGGUCGUCACGGUGCUGCAGGGCUGCGGGAGUCAGGUGACCAUGCUGGUGGCCAGAGACCCUCGGGGCCAGAAGCCGGCGGGCCCGCCCCCCCCGCCGCCGCCCGACUCCGCCCCCGUCGCCUCCGCCCCCCCCCUCCUCCAGCGGAGGGUCAGCAAGACGCCCAACCUGGAAGGCUACGAAAUCCAUGAGGUGCCGCUCGCCAAGAAGGACGGCGAGAGCCUCGGCAUCUCCAUCAUCGGAUACAACCCUCUGACCAGCCAAGAUGCGGUUGGCGUGUUUGUGAAGCACGUGGUUCCUGGCAGCGCCGCCGACCAGAGCGGGAACGUGGCGGUCAACGACCGACUCAUAGCGCUGGAUGGCGUCAGCCUGCACGGUCUGACCAAUCAGGAGGUUCUGGAGGUGAUGAAGCAGACGGGUCGGACCGUCGUUCUCACCUUGGUCAGAAAGAAACCCCGAGCUCUGGAGAGAUCUCUAGAUAGAGUGCACCGGGAGUCGUCUCGCAUGUCCUCGGUGAGGUCGUCAGAGGUCAGAGCUCGAUCCUCAGUGUCCGGAGCCCUGAAGACCAAACAGGAAGCUUCCUCCCUGAACGCAGGACAAGUACCCAGAGCCUCAGAGGCAGAACUGAGGGCUAAAUGGGAGCAGGCUCUGGGACCCGAUUAUCAAGUCCUGGUGGUCCAGUUGGAUCCGGUUAUCGAGGACGAUGCAGAGCUGCAGAAAUCCUCCAAGCUGCUCCCCAUCCACACCCUGCGUCUGGGCGUGGAGCUGGACUCCUUCGACGGACACCACUACAUCUCUUCUGUGGCCCCUGGGGGCCCCGUGGACCGACACGGAGUCCUGCGACCGGAGGACGAGCUCCUGGAGGUGAACGACGUCCAGCUCUACGGGAAGUCCCGGCGCGAAGCUGUGUCCUUCCUCAAGGAGGUGCCUCCUCCAUUCACCCUGGUCUGCUGCCGGCACCUCAUAUCUGACCUGGAACCAGAACCAGAACCAGAACCAGCACCAGCACCAGUGCUACUGCCAGAUCAGAGAUCAAGGAGGCCGUCAGAGGAAAGUAUGGAAGAGAUCGAGAUGCAGCUGUCGUCGAUGCUCUGCGGUCGCCUCGGAGACGACGUUAGCCUGCAGCCGGCCGUUGAACAGGAAUCUGUCCCACAGGAGCAGGUGACUUCUGUGGAGGAGGAGUUGGGGGAGGAGAGUCUCCACAGUGAUGAAGAGGAGGAGGAAGAUGAGGAGGAGGAAGAUGAGGAGGAAGAUGAGGAGGAGGAGGAGGAUGGAGAGCUGGCUCUGUGGUCUUCAGACGUUCAGGUGUUGGAGCUGCAGAAGGAGCGAGGCAAAGGGCUCGGCUUCAGCAUCCUGGACUAUCAGGACCCGCUAGAUCCCGGUGGCUGUGUGACGGUGAUCCGGUCUCUGGUACCCGGCGGCUCUGCAGAGCAUCACGGCGGUUUGCUCCCUGGAGACCAGCUCGUGUCAGUCAACCAGACCCAUCUGGACUCGCUGACCUUGGCCCAGGCCGUGGAGGUCCUGAAGUCCGUCCCGCCGGGGACGGUCCGCCUGGGCAUCCGCAAGCCUCUGGUGGUGGACGCACCGGGGAUGAGGACGGAGAGUGCCCAGGAGUUUCCUAGCAACGCAGCUUUACCAGCACCAAAGGGGUUUGGUGACAACUCCGUUCUCCCAGACGACCUUUUUGAAAAAGAAGAGGAGGAAGAGGCAGAGAAGGAGCUGAUCCUGGAUGGAGGUCUACCUCGGUAUGCAUCCUCCGUGAUAUCAGACCUUCUGCCAGCGGAGGAGGUGAGGGAGAUGACCGUGGACGAAGAGGAAGAGGAGGUGAAGACGGAGGACAGGGAAGAGGAGAUGAGGGGCUCCCUCCACAGGAAGCCACCUCCCUCGUGGGAUGAGUGGAAGCGUUUGUCCUCCGUCAGGCCUGUAGGAGAAGAGGAGCCAUGUGUGGGGCCGAGCGAUGAAGAGAUGAGGACUAUGGAGGCGGAGGAGGAGGAGGAGGAGGGGGAAGGGCAGAGAUCUGACCUUGAAAGUAUAGUGUCUGCAGGAUCCCUGGUUCUGGGCAUUCCAGACUUCAGAGACAGUGAAGCCGACUCGGAGCUGACCCUGACGGACACCGACACCGAAUCUGCAAGAAUGACCAACACAGCGCGGAGGAAAAGGCGGAGCCAGGGAGGAGCCUUUCUGCCAAUGAGAGGAGGCCACAGCGAUCUGCCCGAGAGAGAAGAGGGGGAGGGGGAGGAGACGCCCGCCUUCAGCCACUGGGGGCCGCCUCGCAGGGUAGAGGUGUGGCCUGAGGAGGGCCAGUCUCUGGGGCUGAGUAUCGUCGGGGGGCAACACGUCAUCAAACGUUUGAGGAACGGAGAGGAACUGAAAGGAAUCUUCAUCAAGCAGGUGCUGCCCAACAGCCCUGCACACAAAACCCAGUGCCUGAAGACCGGGGACAAGAUCCUGGAGGUAUCAGGUGUGGACCUGCAAGCUGCCAGUCACGCUGAGGCGGUCAGCGCCAUCAAGUCUGCUCCGAGCCCCGUUGUCUUCGUCGUCCAGAGUCUGUCAGUGACUCCACGGCCAGUGUCUCUGAUGGCUUCCAGCUACAGCAAACACAAAGCCAAGAGGACCGAGUCUCCGAAACCAGAAGCAGCUCCGCCCCCCCCGAGACAGCCCCCGCCCUACCGACCUCCCAGCCAAUCAGAGGAGGAGCUGCCGUCAGAGCUGCAGGAGGCCAGAGAGCGUUGGUGUGAGCGCUAUGGUGACCUGCGGGGAGAGUUGCUGUGCGUGGAGCUGGAGAAGGAGCGACAGGGUCUUGGUCUCAGCCUGGCGGGGAACAGGGACCGUUCCCGGCUCAGCAUCUUUGUGGUGGGCCUCCAUCCUGGGGGGCCGGCUGCCCGGGACGGGCGCAUCCUGGUGGGAGACGAGCUCCUGGAGAUCAACAGCCAGGUCCUCUAUGGGCGGAGUCACCAGAACGCCUCGGCCAUCAUUAAGAGCGCCGCCUCCAAGGUGAAGCUCGUCCUUCUCAGAAAUAAAGACGCCAUAAACCAGAUGGCCGUGGCUCCGUUCCCGACCCCGCCUCCUCCCCCCAGCCUGAGCCCCGUCAACCCGGAGUGUGCGUCUCCAAAUCUGCCCGAUGUCUCCGCCCCCUACGAUGGGCCCCGCCUCCCGGACAGUCUGAGGCUCCACCCCUCGUCGGUCUCACCGGACGAGAUGACGAGUGAUGAAGGUGAACGGAACGACAAGAGCAGAAGCAGCGACGGCGCCAUCAAGAAUCUGGUGGAACCAAACGUUUCCAGAAAGUUCUCCUCCAGGAAACAGACGGCAGCGUCUCCUCCUCUGAUCAGCGCCGAGCUUCACACUGCAGACCCGUCAUGCUGCGCCGUGGUUCCUGGUCAGGAGACGGUUCUGGAAAUCUGUAAAGGCCGAUCCGGACUGGGACUGAGUAUUGUGGGAGGAAGAGACACACAAUUGGACGCCAUCGUGGUUCAUGAGGUUUACGAGGAAGGAGCUGCAGCCAGAGACGGGCGGCUGUGGGCCGGAGACCAGAUCCUGGAGGUGAACGGCGUGGACCUCCGCGGGGCGUCUCACGAGGAGGCCAUCGCCACCCUGCGCCAGACGCCGGCCAAGGUUCGACUCACGGUGCUGCGGGACGAGGCCCAGUACAGGGACGAGGAGAACCUGGACGUGUUUAAGCUGGAGCUGCAGAAGAAGAGCGGCAGGGGCCUGGGGCUCAGCAUCGUCGGGAAAAGGAGCGGCAGCGGCGUGUUCAUCUCCGAGGUGGUCCGAGGGGGCGCCGCCGAGCUGGACGGACGGCUGAUGCAGGGAGACCAGAUCCUGACAGUCAACGGAGACAACACCAGACACGCCUCCCAGGAGGCCGUGGCCGCCAUUUUAAAGUGUGCGCGAGGACCGGUGCUGAUGGAGCUCGGCCGACUCAAAGCUGCAUCCUGGAUCUCCUCCAGACACGCUUCCCAGGGAAGCCAGGUGAGUCACGCCAGCAGGAGCAGCUCGGGUGUUGUGGCUCCACCGCUCCCUCAGACACCAGCGUCAUCUGAGCUCGCCUCCUCCACCCCGCCCCUCAACUCCAGCGCUGACAUCACUUCCCUGUCGGCUGGCAGCUCAGGUGUGGACGCAGGUGUGGACACAGGUGUGGACGCAGGUGUGGACGCAGGUGUGGACGCAGGUGUGGACGCAGGUGUGGACGCAGGUGUGGACGCAGCAGUCCGGACAGUGGACUUCACCAGGGGCGUCAACGACUCCCUGGGGGUGAGUAUAGCUGGGGGGAAGGGCAGCCCUCUGGGAAACAUCCCCGUCUUCAUCGCCAUGAUCCAGGCCAACGGAGUAGCCGCCAAGACGCAGCGACUGAAGGUGGGCGACAGGAUCAUCAGUAUCAACGGUGAUUCGGUGGACAGUCUGUCCCACAGCGAAGUCGUCACCAAGCUGAAGAACAGCUACGGAAGCAUCACUCUGCAGGUGGUGGCCGACACCAACAUCAGCGCCAUCGCCUCCCAGGUGGAGAGUUUAACCGGCAGCUCCAGCGUGUCGGCCAACACCGACACCCUGAACCCAGCUGAUCCAGAGGGCCCGCAGCCUCACAGCAUCAGCCUGGAGAAAGGCUCCGAGGGCCUGGGCUUCAGCAUCGUGGGAGGGUUCGGCAGUCCCCACGGAGACCUGCCCAUCUACGUCAAGACCGUCUUCAGCAAGGGCGCGGCGGCGGCGGACGGCCGUCUGAAGCGCGGCGACCAGAUCCUGGCGGUGAACGGCGAGAGUCUGCAGGGGGCGACGCACGAGCAGGCAGUGGCCAUCUUGAAGAAGCAGAGAGGAAGCGUCACGCUGGACAUCCUGUCGUAACACGCACGACCGUCGUGGCGCGUUCACGCACACUUUGACUGAACUUCAGCUUGACGAAUAUCGUUGACUCUGAACUAACCAACCUGCAAAAAAACAGAAAAGAAAACUGCACCAGACGAGACUUCCUGUCUUUUCGAGGACCGUCCUUCACAUGAAACACAAGACACACUUCCUGUGGACAGAAACCAGAACUGCAUAUCAAAGUCCAGAUGGGUCACAUGACCUGUCUCCAAUUAAAGCUGAUCUUAUUCUGCUAUUCUGACGUGUGGGGACGGAAACGUUGCCCUCCUGACUUUGUGAAACAGAGUGAAGCACAUAAUCCCGUAGAUGAACUGCACUAUAAGCCAGCAUGUUUAGCGGAAAUCCAGUUUUUACCAUCUACUUGUUUGAAAAUAUGUAUUUACAGAAGCCAGCUAGCCAAUAAAUCAGAUAUCAUGAGAAUAAGCUGGUUUACACCGUUUUAUGGACAGUUUAAGAGGCUUUUCAUCACUGAUGUGUCUUCUGUCUACUGCUACGUUGAAGCGAACACAUCGGCAUCACAAAUCCGUCCCAUUUUCUUCUGCUCGAUCCAAUUAUCUGGACGAUAUUUGUCCCGAUACCUGAUAUCAAAAUCCGAUUGGUGUAUGAGAGACGAGCGUCUCACUAGCUCGGCCUCUCCACCUACACGGUUCUGGUCCUGGACUCUCACACGAAGACUCGCAGUGAAGUUUCAACUAAUACAUUCUGAAGUUGCAAAAGAAAAGAACCACUUUCAGUUAAAUACAGAACUAAAUUACCAAACUCCUCCUUCAAAUUCAAAACUCUUCUUUCCGACAUAUUCAGUCACUAAUGAUUUAUUUUCAGGGUACAAUUUUAAUACAUGAAAUGCAGAGUUCCCCUAUAAUUCUGUUCAAUCUGAUUAGGAAAAACCAUAAAUGUUGGUUUUCUUGAACUAAGUAGAAAAUAUCUUUGACUUUCUUGUAAAAAGGUGAAUAUUGAUCACAUUGGCAGGAAUUGGCUGCAUAGCUGCUGAAGGUUUAAGGAAAGCUUCACACCUCACUCCUGAAACUUUCUGAGGAACAUUCCCAAAUAUCAAAAUUACUUCAAUUCCACAAAACACCUAAACUUUUUCUUUCGGCAGAUUUAGAGAUUCCCUUAAAAAGUCUUUUAGUCUUUAAGUCUUUAAGAUUUCUUUAGAAAAUUGUUUCCUCAAAAUGUUCUUCCUACCUUCAUCUCUCUUUAAGAGCCCGUUAAAGUUCACUAAGCUGUUGAAGAAAACACUUUAGAAGACAACGUAAGGAGGAAUUGUUAACCUUUGAACCACACCUGAACGUGCUCCUUAAACCCCAAUAUUAAAACUUUAAAACUUGUAACAAGAUUAUUACUGAGGAUUUAUGUUUUAGACAUCAGUUCCAAAAAAUAUUAUAAGAUUUCCCAUAAAGCUAAAAUAAAAGUUUCAUGUCAAGACCACCUAGUUAAAUCUGUUAAAACCUACAACACAUGUCAAAAGACACAUUGGGACCAGAUUAUGAACUUGGGGUGAUGUUGGGCUCAAAUAGCCCGGUCCUGAACCAGAACUGGGCCAGAAGAGCCGGAUUCAGCCCAAACGUGCCUGUUAUCUGGAAAACGGCUCAGAAAACGUUGUUAGCUAACGACAGAGUUCCUUAAAGUGAUGGACUCCAUUAUUAAAAUUCCAUCAACAAAUGUUAUUACAAUAUUGAUGAGGAUUUCCUACAUUUUAGAUGUCAGUUCCACAAAAAGUCUCAACAUUUCCCUUAAAGUCCAAUGAAUGUUUUUUUUU
This is a messenger RNA of Cololabis saira (Pacific saury), 7740 nucleotides long. It is a transcript of the gene patj, whose product is annotated as PATJ crumbs cell polarity complex component. Bases 189 to 5960 code for a protein of 1923 amino acids. Gene Ontology annotation, molecular function: protein binding. Lineage: Eukaryota; Metazoa; Chordata; Actinopteri; Beloniformes; Belonidae. The record is from RefSeq and is a predicted model, not a curated record. The transcript is spliced from 47 exons.